This is a messenger RNA of Pomacea canaliculata, 2600 nucleotides long. RefSeq lists its product as uncharacterized. The record is from RefSeq and is a predicted model, not a curated record. Bases 224 to 2314 code for a protein of 696 amino acids. Gene Ontology annotation, molecular function: zinc ion binding. The transcript is spliced from 5 exons. Lineage: Eukaryota; Metazoa; Mollusca; Gastropoda; Architaenioglossa; Ampullariidae.
UCUUUUCACCUGGGCAUGCGCAGUACAUGAGGAAACGUUGCAGGUGACAGCUACAUACCAGAACGUACAUUUGUCUCUUGUGUGCCCUCUGAAGUAAACACGGGUAGAAAUUGUAUUACCGAAGACAUCGAAAAUACAUCUAUGAGCACACCAUCUGAUUUAGCGGAUCCGAACUUCUGUUGAGUCAACAUACCCGGUCUGAAGGUCUUGGUACACGACAACCAUGAACCCACAAAGUGUGGUGAUGGCCUCGGCGAAACGUCGCGCCGGUCGCGGUACGGCCACAGUAGGGAAGGCGCUGCCGGCACAAACCAACAGGCACCGGGAGUGCGCGCUGUGUCUGGAGAAGCUCAAGUCACCUCGCAUCUUGCCUUGCUUCCACACCUUCUGCCUUCAGUGUCUGACAGGACUCGUUGACAACCAGCAGCGCAAAGACAGCUUCCCUUGCCCCACGUGUCGAACAAAGAUCGACAUACCGCCAGGUGGCGUCAGCAAGUUCCAGGUCAACUUCUACAUUGAAGCCGAGGUUGACGCCGAGUCUCUGAUGUCACAGCCGCUAGCGUGUGCAACGGGCUGCACGAUGGCGGCAACUCACAAGUGCUUUGAAUGUGAUCAGCUAAUGUGCGAGAAUUGUAAACGUACCCAUGGCGCCAUUCCCGUCACAAAAUCACACACCGUUCUCAGCUUAAACAGUUCUGCAGCAAUGCUCACAUACUCUCUGGAGCCGAAGCUUAGGGAAGAGUUAAGCUCUGCUCAAGACCAGCAGAAUAAAUGGGUCAAAAACGUAGAAGUUGUAAGACAACAACUAAUGAAAGGAGCAGACGACGUAAAGAAAGCUGUUGACUUGAGUUUAAAUCAGGCCUUGAGGAAGCUGGAAGAUGAUACUAAAGAUGUGAAAUAUGAGGUUGAUAAGGCCAUAGAAGAAAUGCAGCAGCAGAUGGCGUGUUGUCAGAGUCUCUUUGAACACGCUAAACGUGUUGCUGAAAAAGGUGUGGAUGCGGACAUCCUUGACUUGCCUUCACAACUUGAAUCUUUCUUUGAGAUACCGUCUUCAGAUACAGGGUGUAUAUUAUCCGGCCAGUAUGACCGUCUGAUUGCAGCUACUUCAGAUGCAUCAGCCACAGUGAAAGAGGAGCAACCUGUACGAACUCACCGCCACCAGGAGUGCGCGCUGUGUCUGGAGAAGUUCAAGUCACCUCGCAUCUUGCCAUGCUUCCACACCUUCUGCCUGCAGUGUCUGACAGGAGUCGUUGAUAACCAGCAGGGCACAGAUAGCUUCCCUUGCCCCACGUGCCGAACAAAGAUCGACAUACCGCCAGGUGGCGUCAGCAAGUUCCAGGUCAACUUCUACAUUGAAGCCGAGCUUAAACUCUUCUACUCUGAACCUCACAUGAUAACAAAAGACAGGUUCUGCGACAAGCAUCCUCAUGAAAUUAUUCGUUUCUUUUGUCAGACAUGCAAAUCCAUCAUCUGCCGAGACUGCAAGCUAACCUCUCACGAAGGUCAUCCUUCGUGCGACCUGUCUUCAAUGGCAGAUAGUGGCAAGCAACUUUUGUCCAACAUUCGCAGAAUGUUUGAUGCCUCUCUUGAGCCAAAGCUUAAGGAAGAGCUACGCGCUGCACACGAACAUCAGAAUAAUUGGAACAAAAAGGUAGAAGAAAUAAGAAAAGAACUCUUGAAAAGAGCAGACGACAUUAAAAAAAUCGUCUACGAGAGUUUAACGGAGGAACUGACGAAGCUUAAUCAGGAAGCCCAAGGUGUGAAGUCUGAGAUCGAUGCAACUGUAGAAGAAAUGGAGCAGCAGCUGGCAUGCUGUCAGAGUCUCUUUGAACAUGCCGAACGUGUUGCUGAAAACGGUGUUGAUGCGGACAUCCUUGACUUGCCUUCGAAACUCGGAUCUUUCUUUGAAAUGCAUCCCCCAGCGACAUACCGUAACGUACAAAAUGCAUUUCACGAGGAAACGCACAAGCUGACCGCCUUCACUGGCGGAAAAUGGAGGCGUUCUCUCGAGUGGUUUCAGCCGACUCAUGCCAACUUGAGGAAUAUAAGCCAACAAGUCAAACACUACAUCGGGCAAAUAAGGAGAGUUAAUCUUCAGCAUACAGUAGAUGCCAACCCAUUUCAGCGUGUUAAAUUUGAAGCCAUUCAGAGAAACGACAUUUUAUCACUUAUCAAUGAUGUUCGCACUAACUUGACAUGUUGGAACAACCGAGAUACUAAAGCUGCUGCCCGUUCUUAUCCACCCUACGGUAGGGGACUGACAUUUGAACCGCGUGGUGGAAGGUCUCGACCUCCUGAUGACUAUAACUAUUAAAGCACAAUUGCCACUUCUCACCAACAGUUGCUUAUAGACGACAUUUUAGAGGAGGACUAAAGCAAUUUGAAACUUGAGAAUAAUUAAAUAGUAGGGAACAUAAAUCUGCUUUAAUAAGCAUCGUAUUUACUUUAAAGCAGAUGGCGACUGAACUAGAAGCCAACCGAGCUUUCGCAAUGCUCUAGCCCAGGGGUCUCAAACUCAAUUUACCCAGGGGCCACUGGAGGCAGAGUCUGGAUGAGGCCGGGCCGCAUCAGGUUUUCCACAAGAAAAGCUCUUACAAAAA